GCCACCAACUUCUCAGCGGCUGUUCCCGACCACUGUCGCCUACAACUUCAGAAUGCAAAACGGGCUGUGUAUAGAUGGCGGAGAGCAAUGACUGAGGAGUUUGAUGAAGAUGUGGUAUUUGAGAACUCCCCUCUUUUCCAGUACCUGCAUGAUCUAGGGCACACAGACUUCGAGGCAUGUCCGACGGCAUCACAGGAGGACGACGAUGGCGGACAGGAGGGAGACCUCGCCUCUCCCGACGAAGAUCCACGGAGAACUCCAGGAGGACGCUUGUGGAGACUGGCUGAAGCCUUGUGGAGAUGGAGUCCGAUGCACCAGGCGGCUGCGUCUCAGAAGCUGGGCCAGCAGCUGGACUGUGUGUUCGGCCAGUACUCGGUGAAGUGCAUUCUGGACCAGGACGUGCUGCUGCAGGAGGAUGUGGAGCUGAUCGAGCUGCUGGACCCGAGUCUGCUCACCCUCGGCUCAUCUGCCUCUGGCUCAUCCAGCCGAGCGAGCGCCCUGCCCAGACCGAGCCUCAUAGCCCAGCCCUCCCUAUGGGACAUGGCGGGGCUGGUCGGCCUGGCUGCAGUGCUGCUGGGUCUCUGCUCCAUAUCUGAGGGCCUGUGGCCGCUGGCCGCCGCCCCCUGGGGCCUGGCGCUGCUGGGCUGGGUGGGGCUGAGGGGCAUCAUGCUGUGGAGACAGGGCUGCAUGGAGAGAGCCGUCCACUCGCAGGCCACACAGCUGCAGACUCUGGUCCACAACAGCAAGACUCUGACCGGGCUGUCUCGCAAAGCCCUGCGCCUGGUGCAGGAGACGGAGGUCAUCUCCAGAGGGUUCACCCUUUUGCUCGACAGGGUGAGUGCGGCCAGCUCCUUUAGCAGGGCGGGGCCGGGGGCGGUGCCAAGAGGCCAGCAGCUGAUCGGACUGAGGAAGGCCCUGUACCGGGCGCUCCGCACGGCCUUCAGAGCGUCACGUAGAGCCACCUGUCAUAUGCUCAAGGCGUUCCCUCUGAACUCUGAGAUCGAUAAUGUGACCAACUAUGUGUCUGCGGUGCCUCUGAAGGAGCUGGGGCUCGGCCUGGGGAUCGAGCACCUGGGUGAUGAGCAGGCACAGGAGCUGACGGAUGACUACAGCCUGCCUGCCCUGAAGAUGCUGUUUCAGCUGUGGGUGGGACAAAGCUCUGAAUGUUUCCGUCGACUGGCUCUCCUCCUGUCGCCCCAAAGAAUAGAGGAGCAAGAAGAGGGGCUACCUAAAGGAGACACCUCCCCUCCUCUUCCUCCUCCUCCUCCCCCGCUGCACCGCUCCAUCGCAGCAGUGACCGAGCCCCUCCAUCACGCUCUGGCCAGCUGCCUCUGCGAGGUGCAGCGCAGCUACGACUUCCACCGACACUUUGAGACCCAGCUGAGGACGACGGGCUCGGACAAGACGGGCAGAGCCAGGGAGAAAUGCCGAGAGCUCAACACCCUGCACACCUCCAUCCGAAGCCUGCAGCUGCACCUCAAAGCCCUGCUUAGCGAGAUGAUCAUCCUGGAGGACGACCUGGAGAAACUGAUGGUGUCCAAGGAGCCGACAGAAUUGACAUACGAGGGCUACCAGGACCUCAGUGAGCGGCUGCACCAGCUGCAGCCUCACAUGCAGGCCAGCACCGGCUGCUGGGAGGACACCAUCAGCCAGGUGGAGCGCAUGCUGAGACGCGUCAACGCCUGUCCAGGUAAUGCUGGGGGUCAGGAGCAGUGUUGUCCCCCUGUACCUGAGAUCCCUGCUCCUCCUCCGUCCUACCCGCUGAUCCUGGACAGAGACCCUGUGCCAGAAGAGCUGGAGUGGGAGGCCUACGUGUCCGACUCAGACUCUGACGGCGAAGGCAGAGGCUCUUGGUGCGACAUCUUGUCCCCGGAGGAGCGGGAGCGUCAGCGGCGGGAGAGGGAGGAGUCCCGUCGCGUCCUGUCAGAGCUCAAAGCUGUGCUGGGCUUCCGUGCGUCAGAGGGGGAGAGGAUGAAGAGGAAGCAGCUGCUCUUCAAAGACCAAGCUGCUGUGACGCCCUCAGCUCGCAGCGACACUUCAGAUCCUGUCACAAAGCUGUCAGACGCUCCUGCCACUCUGGGAUCAGUCGAAAGUGGUGAUGAAGAAGGAAACCACUUUUCAGAGUGCUCUGCAGGAAACGAAGGGGAGGAAGGGGAAGGAAGAGACGGCAGGGUGAGGCCUGACCCCUCCGCAGAGCCGGUAACGGAGUUCAGCUGCGGCUCGGAGGUGAAGGAGGGGGAUUUGGUUGGAACUUCAGUGUGCACGAGAGGAGGAGGAGGGGCGUCCGAGCUGCACCAGUACGACGGCGUCCUGGAGGAGGGCGAGGGCCAGAACGGUCUGGACUGCUUCGUGAAGCCUAAAGUCCCCGCUGUGUCUGUGAUGGACAGACUGACGGAGCUCCACGGCUCAGAGGCGCUCAGCUUCAGCUCCGCCCUCGCCGCUCAGGUGGCGGCACGCUCGCACUCGCUCAUCGCCAUGGAGGAGCAGACAUUUGGAGAUGAUGAAGAGGAUGAUGAUGAAGAGGAGAACGACAGACGAACCCCUGAGAAGGACUUAAGCUAAAAACCGCGCUGCUUUAAUGGAGCACUGAGCAGAGACUGUAUUUCUGUCUGAUGUCUGAGUGUCUGUGAUCGAUGGGUCUGUGUUACUCUUUACUGUUUCUGUGGAGGCAUUUCAGAUUUACGCCACUCUAUCACCCAUCCGUCCAUGUCACCGUUCAUUACCCACAAUUCUUACUGCUCUUUUGCUGUUGAAACUCAGGUACCAGAACCACUACAACAAAUAUGACCUUGUUUUAAUGUCAGGAGACCAGAAUGUUACCUGGUGGCGUCCACAUGGUGUGUAUCGUUCAGUAGAUGUGGGAACAAAGAUUGUAUGUAACAAGUCGAUGGCUUCAAAUUUAAAAAUGUGUAAUAGGAGAAGAAAGUGGUUUUAAAUGCAGUUUCAGGACGUUUGGGGCUGGAGGAGUUACAAGGUUUGAGAGCAAUAUUUUGAUUUACAGCAGUACCUCUGUGUGUUCAGACAGAACGUGAAGUUGGACAUGAGUUAGCCUGCACGUCAUGAAUUGAUGCGAAACAAUGAUGGUGCAGUUUUUAAACGUUUAAUCUUAAGCGACAAAAUUUGAGCUUGUCCCAGGUGGUGUCGUCAUGAUACUGGAAUUUCUAAUUACUAUACAGCACUUUAAAAAAUAUCAAUAUUCAAGACGAUUUUUGAUACUAUGGGGAACAUUAACAUUAAUACAGAUAAACUUUUAACUAAUCGAUAUGACUAUGAAACUUCUCUGGACGUUUUCAAGUUAUGGAAGCUGACACUGGGUGAGAGGCAGGGUUCACCCUGGACAGGUCACCAGACUAUCACAGGGCUGACACAUAGAGACAGACAACCAUUCACACUCACAUUCACACCUACGGACAAUUUAGAGUCACCAAUUAACCUGCAUGCAACCAGAGUACCUGGAGAAAACCCACGCUGACACGGGGAGAACAUGCAAACUCGGUCUGAGGCGAGAAUGCUAACCAGUGCAUUAAUAACUAGUGUCUCCCCUUAAAAGAACUGUCACUGUGUUGCCUAUUUCUUGCCUAAAAUGUUAUCAGAAGCAUAUUUUAGUACACAGUUUAGCUGUAAUAUGAGAAUUUGUGAACAGGUAGCCAUACUGUUUCCUGUGUUGUAAAAAUGGAGGCUGAAAAACUGACAUUAAACAGUAAAACUAACAAGUUCUGAUCAAAUAUCAACCAAGAUUUUGUCGCCAGUUUCUCACCCUAGGAACUUCAACUUACUGUUAAACUGUAAUUCGAUAUCGUUUGUUACCAGCCGGCCGCCAUCUUGUUUGCUAUAUCAAAACGGACACACUCGCAUAACAUAACCCACCAGUGGGAGCGUGUAUUGGUCCGGUACGUUGCAGUGCAUUCUGGUAGUUGUAGGUUUUCUACCUCUUGAGCAAAAGCAAAUGCCACAGACCUUUCUCUCUGUUUUCUCUGGUCAUGUAGCACCAGUUUUAAAACUAUUUUCAUCUUUCUACUGCAUAGUUUUUUGAAAAGUCCGUCUUUCCUGCAAUGAAAUACUUCUUUUAGUACUUGAGUUUGUAGAGUGAAGGUUUCGGGCGAGAAAACGUAGUCCAGGGGUCAAGUUUGCACGAAUGUCGCGAGGCUAAGAUUUGCGUUCUGUCUGAACACACCUAAAGCAGAAGGUUGAACUCAGCUGGCCUUAAUUCUUGUCGUCCAUCAGUGUGAGAGGGAACUCUGCUCGAAGAGGAAGUGAAAAUCUAUUUUUACUGUCAGCGCUUUAUUUUUGUCCGGCCCUUUCUGCAGUCCAUCUCCCUACUUACCGUCUGACUGGACACAAUGGGGGUCGGACACGUAGCCGACCACACACUCACAACCCUGUUUGGAAUACAACACUACAAUUCAUAAAGACUGGAGCGGUCCCAUCUGUCAGCGUCUGUGUUUACAGGGGCGCACUCGGAGGAAAGACUUGUUUAUGACUUGACACUUUAUGAACUGAACUGCUGUGAGGUUUGAAAUCAAAUACUUGUACGGGUAGAGUGAUAAAAAGGAAGAUGGUUUUCUCUUGUGUGAGGGCAAUCUAUAACUUUAUCUUUCAUAUGAAGAUGCCAUAAGAGUCUGACUCCCCUGGUGUAUGCCCCCAACCCCUCUACUCCUCCACCUUCCCAGUCUCUCUUGUCACCAUGUCUGCCUUGUCCUGACCCCUCCUGCACCCUCUCUCCGGGUGAGGUCUACCCCCCCCCCCCCCCCCCCUCCUGCAUUUUCCAACGUGAAAUAAAACCCCAUUCUGGAAGUGUGUGGUGUAUCCUGAAGUC
Epinephelus moara (kelp grouper) is the source of this 4816-nucleotide messenger RNA. RefSeq names its product vezatin, adherens junctions transmembrane protein (gene vezt). The coding region runs from base 88 to 2562 and encodes 824 amino acids. Gene Ontology annotation, biological process: cell-cell adhesion. Gene Ontology annotation, cellular component: plasma membrane. NCBI's taxonomy places the organism in Eukaryota, Metazoa, Chordata, Actinopteri, Perciformes, Serranidae. The transcript has 12 exons. The record is from RefSeq and is a predicted model, not a curated record. Gene Ontology annotation, molecular function: myosin binding.